Molecule: messenger RNA, 687 nt
Organism: Lotus japonicus
Lineage: Eukaryota; Viridiplantae; Streptophyta; Magnoliopsida; Fabales; Fabaceae
Product: secreted RxLR effector protein 161-like
Exons: 1
Coding region: 1-687 (228 amino acids)
Source: RefSeq, a predicted model, not a curated record
AUGUCAUUAGAAAUAACCAGAUCCAAAGAGGGCAUUUUCUUAAAACAUAGGAAGUAUACAUUGUCCUUACUUGAGAAUACUGGAUUUCUAGGGGCACAACCUGCAGCUCUUCCUAUGCAGCCUGACCUCAAGUUAAAUUCCACUGAUGGUGAUCUCUUACCUGAUGUUACACAAUAUCGCAGACUUGUUGGCAGAUUUCUUUACUUGACUUUAUCCAGACCAAAUAUUACUUUAUGUGUUCAAAAGCUGAGCCAAUUCUUAACUCAGCCCCGCGCGCCACAUCUUGAUGUUGUACAUCACCUCCUUCGUUAUUUGAAAGGCACACCCGGACAAAGAGUUUUAUUUACUUCUACUUCAUCACUUAAGCUUCAUGCCUUUUCUGAUGCUGAUUGGGCUACUUGUCCCGACACACGCCGGUCCACAACUGGCUUUUGUGUCUUCCUUGGUGAAUCUCUUGUGUCUUGGAAAUCAAAGAAGCAAACUACUGUUAGAAAGUCUUCUGCAGAAUCUGAAUAUAGAGCCUUGGCAGAAGUGACUUCUGAAGUUACAUGGCUUCAAUUAUUGCUAGUUGUUUUUCAAAUCAACACCGGUUCAAUUGCUGUUUAUUGCGACAAUCAAGCUGUCAUUCACAUUUCUUCCAAUCCUCAAUUUCAUGAGAGAACAAAAUUGAAAUUCUCGCAACCGUAG